AUGCUGAGCGUGGACAUGUACCCCAGUUUGACUCUGGGAGCACAAAGAAUCGGAGACUGCGUUUACAGAGACCGUCAGGCAUCAGCCCAUAUGCCGCUGUACCCUCCUGCCUGUGACAUGGCAGCCAAAGCCCUGCCGCCAAGGCUGCUGGCCCCGCCCCCUGGCCCCAAUGAGCCUGUCACCAAAACCCCGAAAGAUGAGGUGAGGAUGGAGCUGGAGAACGCGUCAUUGUGGAAACAGUUCAGCUCGGUGGGCACAGAGAUGAUCAUCACAAAGAAGGGCAGACGCAUGUUCCCCGGGCUGAGGUUAAAGCUCUCAGGCCUGAACCCAUCUCUCCGUUACAUCCUCCUCCUGGACAUCAUCCCUGCUGACAGCUCCCGCUAUCGUUUCCAAGGCGGUGGCUGGCAGGCUGUUGGUGGAGCAGAGGCGAGGCUACCAGACCGGGUUUUCAUCCACCCGGACUCACCCGCCACGGGAGCUCACUGGCAGAGCCGCACCAUUUCGUUUCACUACGCCAAACUCACCAACAACACACUGGACACACAGGGACACAUCAUCCUGCACUCGCUGCAUCGCUACCAACCCAGAAUUCAUGUAAUUGAAGCCAGAGACGUGCUGAGAUGGGGGGGAGGGCAACACUCAUUUGUUUUCCCUGAGACCCAGUUCAUCACAGUCACUGCCUACCAGAACAACAAGAUCACAGAACUUAAGAUCAACUCUAAUCCCUUUGCUAAAGGCUUCCGGGAGGACGGCAUGAACAGCAAAAAACAAAGGGAUGCACGACAGAAGCGCAAAAUGUCUGCGAUGACAGAAACCUUGGACAGGCCUAAUGUGAGUUGUGAUCCAUGCGCCCCUACUGAGGUUCUGUCACAACCUAUAGGCAACACCGGCAGCACAGACCUGCAGGACCUUGCUCUGGCCUCUCUGCCCCCAUUGCCUGACACCCCCUGUGGGUUCAGACCAGAAGAGGCCUCCUACCAGGACACAUUGGUCCCGGAGCAGCCACUAGACCUCGGUCAGGCAUUCAUGGCAUCCCAGAUGUCUGAUAUCAGCAUCUCCGUGGCCAGUGGGGUGCAGAACACACCAGGAAGCGAGGUGGCAAAUAGCAUGAUUGAGAGAUCAGACACUACAUCUUACAACUCCAACUUCCCUGCUGCUGAGCCCAACUCUUCUUCUUUUCCCUCGGCUUCUCUUCCUCAGUCAUCCUCCUUCUCCUCCCCUCCGGUCCCUGACUCUUCAGAUACAUCCAAUUCUCAGCCCCCUAUCCCUCCUAUUGACUAUCCCACCAUUCUUUCCUCCUCCCCCACGCUGUCCUCCACUUCCACCACUCCCUCUCUGCAGCAGACCUCCUUCACCUUCCCCACUCCGCCUCCUUCAAACUCCUCCUCACCACAGCCACUCCUGUCCUCCUCCUCCUCCCCUUCUGCCAACACCUAUCACACUGUCUCUGAGACUCUCAGUCCACAUACACCUACAGACCCCAUAUUUGCUGCCCAACCUCCCACAUGUCAGUCAGGACUUCAGCAUGAAAUAUCAGCUCAUUCCAUGCUUGUCCAACCUAGUCAGCUGCUGCAGGGUGAACCGAUCACCAGGGGAAAUAAUGAGCCCAACGAUCAAAGCUCAGCAGCUUUUACCUAUCCAAAUGUCCUUUCUGCAAAUCCUGUUCCAGUUACCGCUCAGCCUCUAGCUAACCAAAACCAACCAGCUCCUGGUCUGCCUUGCUCUCUACCCACUCAUGGUGGCCCCACAUCUUUUGCCUUCCCCUCUGUCCCGCCACACAUGCAAAAUCUGUCUUUUUCAAAUAUGCCUCCCAGCUCUGCCCACCCUGCCCUGCACCUCCCAAAUCUGAGCCACCAAGCCCAAGCUCCCUCCCUUGCUGCUGCCUUCCCUCCCUCCUCCUUCAUGCACCCAUCAUCCUCCCUUCCUCACCCUCCUUUCCAGCCCUCCUCUUGUUUGGCUGUCUCCUCUUCUUUCCAGCAAUCCGCCACCUCAUUGACACAAACAGCCCACCCUCAAAAUCUGCCCAAUCCCUCCACUUCCUCCUCAACCUCUUCCUACCCUCAGGUUGAAAUAGGUGCCAUCCCUCAGUUCAAUCCCGCCACCCCCUACCGACCAGAAGUGGUAUUGCACCACCCAUCCCUUCUCCCUCAGCUGGAUCCAUCACUUCCCCCGAGUCUUCCUUCCUCCACCCCUCCCCCGGCCCUCUACCCUGCCUUUCCGUCCUACCCUCUCCGGCUUCGUCAGGACCCUCACUCAUCCCUCUCCAUCCCUUUCAGGCAUCUGUACAGACAACACCAGCAUGGCCACGCCCACCCCCAGGGGUCUUACCUGGACAUGAGCACAAGAUCUGUAUUUUAG
Messenger RNA from Scatophagus argus, 2358 nucleotides. It is a transcript of the gene tbx6, whose product is annotated as T-box transcription factor 6. The transcript has 8 exons. Gene Ontology annotation, cellular component: nucleus. The record is from RefSeq and is a predicted model, not a curated record. NCBI's taxonomy places the organism in Eukaryota, Metazoa, Chordata, Actinopteri, Scatophagidae. Gene Ontology annotation, molecular function: DNA-binding transcription factor activity, RNA polymerase II-specific; RNA polymerase II cis-regulatory region sequence-specific DNA binding. Bases 1 to 2358 code for a protein of 785 amino acids. Gene Ontology annotation, biological process: heart looping; cell fate specification; regulation of transcription by RNA polymerase II.